This is a messenger RNA of Histoplasma capsulatum G186AR, 1687 nucleotides long. RefSeq names its product CCAAT-binding factor complex subunit HapE. The record is from RefSeq and is a predicted model, not a curated record. The coding region runs from base 329 to 1126 and encodes 265 amino acids. Gene Ontology annotation, cellular component: nucleus; CCAAT-binding factor complex. Gene Ontology annotation, biological process: regulation of DNA-templated transcription. The transcript has 5 exons. Gene Ontology annotation, molecular function: DNA-binding transcription activator activity, RNA polymerase II-specific; DNA binding; protein heterodimerization activity. Lineage: Eukaryota; Fungi; Ascomycota; Eurotiomycetes; Onygenales; Ajellomycetaceae.
CAGCGACGAAAGAGUUCCAUCACCGCCCUCUGUCAUCGCGUGUAGCCGCGUUUCACACUCACAUUCAACUCGCAUUUUUCCGGCUUCCUCGUCGCCAAAACUGCCUCGUCAUCAUUCUCUUCUCUUCUUAUAUUAGCAUUUGCCCUUCUUCUAUCUCCAUUCCCUUCCAAUACACUUCUGCUUGAACUCCAUUACCCUCUAAAUACAGCCUUCCACCAAGCAUCCCAGCAUCCUCGAAUUUGUCCGCCUGAGUUUUAAACAGCCCGAUAGACACUCCUCCGGAUCCCAAAGUUCUUGUUCUUCCUUCUAUUCCAGUAGAUCCUCCUAGAUGGAUCAGACACAACAAGGUAGAGGCCAUCAUGGUCGAGCAGAACCAGAGUAUGAUAUCAGGAAUGGGGGUCAUUACGGAGCCAGCGCUGCGCUCUCCGCUCAAGGAUAUGCCCCAGUACCCGAACUAUACACAGGAUCAUGGGCAAACGUCAGCCAAGGUCUCCAGGGAAAUUCGCGCGAUAUCCUCACUACAUACUGGCAGCAUACGAUUAACCACCUCGAGUCCGACAACCAUGACUACAAAAUCCACCAGUUGCCCCUGGCCCGGAUAAAGAAAGUAAUGAAAGCAGACCCGGAAGUGAAGAUGAUCUCAGCCGAAGCCCCGAUCCUGUUUGCCAAGGGAUGCGACAUCUUCAUAACGGAAUUGACCAUGCGUGCCUGGAUACAUGCAGAGGACAACAAACGACGAACCCUCCAGCGAUCAGACAUUGCCGCCGCCCUCUCUAAAUCAGACAUGUUCGAUUUCCUCAUCGACAUCGUUCCGCGCGAGGAGGCUACACCGCACGCCAAACGAUCCGCGCAGACUGCUCCCACAGCACCCACAGUCCCUCCCCCACCCAACGCACCCAGCCAACUCCCUCCACAAUCUCAGCCAGGUGUCCAGCACCCGCAACACCAUAUGGGCCCGCCUGACUAUGGCUCCCUUGGUCAACAUCCCAUGGGCCAGGAGCAGGAUUAUCGCCAGCAGCAGAUGUAUGGGGGAGCAGUCCAAUCGGACCCAGGAUAUGGCCAGCCGCAACCGCAAAUGUUUGAGAACAUGUAUGCGCCAUACCCGCAUAUGCCUCCGCAGCAGUGAGAGUCCCAUAAGUUUUCCGAGAGUUCCUCUCUUAUUUUCUUCUUUCCUUUUUGAAAUUAUUGAUUAUAAAUACAAAAAGGGUUUGGCGGAAUUAAUUUCACAAAUCCAAUAAAAAUAUAUAAUUUAACAAUAAAUCCCCCCACGCCCGCGUUAAAAAACGCAACGAUUAACUAAUUCAUACCCAAUACUUGACACAUGGCGAUAGGUCUCAGGAGUUUCUCUCUUUUCUUUUCUCUUUUUUUUUUCUUUUAUUACUUUUCGCUGACGAAUGGGUAGCGAAAGAAGCGACGGGUAUGAGUAUGAAAAGCAGAGGAGCGCAGAGGGUACAUAUUUAUAUCUAUAUACAAUGACUUUUUGCUUUUCUUUUCUUUCAAUUUGUGGUUUUUGAUCCUGUAUCACUUUUUUCAAUGUCAUACACGGAGCAUAUAAUGUUCUUUCGGGUUUUGUGAUAUUGCUCGUUCGUGGGCAGGCUGCUUAGAGAUAUAGAGAGGGAGAGCACACACGUGUGUGGGUGGAUUUGUGCUUCUCGAACAAUAGAAGACCAGCAUUGAGGAUUUUUUU